This is a messenger RNA of Trypanosoma conorhini, 2085 nucleotides long. RefSeq lists its product as uncharacterized. The coding region runs from base 1 to 2085 and encodes 694 amino acids. NCBI's taxonomy places the organism in Eukaryota, Euglenozoa, Kinetoplastea, Trypanosomatida, Trypanosomatidae. The record is from RefSeq and is a predicted model, not a curated record. The transcript has a single exon.
AUGUCUCGGCGCUCGCAGUGGGAGAGCAUGCGGCAAGAGGCACGGAGUAGAGUGUACGAAGUGGAUUCCUCGCCCGCCGUGGAAAGUGCACCCAAUCACGAUCCCUGGUUUGGUACACCGGGCGAAUCUGCCGAGCGCGUUUGCCUGCUAUCCCGCAAGCCAGGCUGCCUGGAAGGGAAAGGCGCAAACCAUCCAGAAGAAGACACUACUGGGAAGGGAAAGGAGCGAGGUAAGCGGGCCGCCAAGGCAGGCGCGGACGCCGAAGAGGAAGAUGGCGACCACAUCGACGCCGUUCGUAGACUUCAUAGCGUAGAGAAGGCUGAGGUGUCGUUGGUGCCGGUCCUUGAGCCCCACCCUAGUCCUCCAUUGGGAGACAUUGUCUCGGCGGAGACGACAUACAACAGCUAUUUAGUGCUGGGGACCCCGCAUGAGGAGAGGCGUGCGCUCGCGGCCAGCGGCAGUUUCUCUGCGGGAGAAAAUAUACGGGAGUUGAGUACGGCUGGCAGCGAUAACGGUGUCAUGUCGCUCCAGCUUGAACUAGCACAGGAGAAGAGAAAAAACAUUCUCGCGGAGCAGCGCCUGUUAUCGCUAGAUAGAGAGAUCAAGGAGCUCCGAGCGGAGAACAUGCGAAAGGUGGCAGCUGCUGCAGAGGAUGCAGCCGCCAUAAAGGUGGUUAGUGCCGAGAGGCAGCUGACGGGAGCAGGAGGAGGAGCCGCUGCGCCGGGCGCUAGAAGUGGCGGUGGCCCGGCAUACUUGGAGCAGAUGGUGAGGGAGCUGCAGGAGGAGCUGGACAUGAUGAAGGAGUACACGAAGGAGUUGGAGGCGCGUCUGGCGGAGCGGUCCAGCGCCUUGGAGCGACGCUGCCGGGAGGUGGAGCAAAAGGAGCACCGCAUCCGCCAGCUGGAGCGCACCAUGGCGGAUGAACUGAUCCGACGCUCCAAGGAGGAGCCCGCGGAGAAGAGUGCGGCGAGUGUCACGCCUACCCCGGCCACCGCCGCCGCUGAUGACGGUAAGCAUCAGUCCCGCAACCACAAGGAGCGUCAUCAUGAGGGCGCCGGCGACGCACAUGAGGAGCCUGAGAAGGCACCGCGCGAGAAACUGAUAGGCGGCGUGGCGGUGCCCUCCGUGGUUCGUCGCGCCAUCGUCCUAGCGCGCUCGCGCUCGGAUCAGGAGCAUCCGGUGGGGGCCGGCGCCCAUGAGCCGGCGACGCAGGGAUCCUCUGCGCCGCCUCGCGCACGCGCACCGUCCUCCGAUCCCCCUGCGUCGCAUGAAAAGCCGCGGCAACGGUCCUCCUCCGCGUCGCAGCAAAAUCCGCAGACAAGCGGCCACACCACGCGCAGAGCCGGCGCCGCGCAUGAGCCCGACCAUAGCGCUGCUGCCCGUAAUGAGGGGCAUCCCCAGCAGCCUCGGGCGCGGUUGGCCUCCGUCCCCACCAUGCCGCGAAGUGCCUCUUUGCUCGGCCGCCGAAGCAUGACGCCGGUCGCCACUUACUCGCUGAAAACACGUCGCAGGGAUAUUGCCGAAACGCCGGCGCCAACGCCCAUGCGUCCGUUGCGUGCCCCACGAAAGAAGCCGGUUUCCAAAUUGGUCAACCCCGACGCGAGGUCCUCGGUGAAGCGGAAGAGCGCAAGCCCCACACCACACGUCAAGCAUGCGGGUGAUUCGCUGCACGCACACACGGCCCUGGCUUCCUCGACGACGUCGCGUGUUGGCGUCGCCCGGCCGCCGCCGCUGGAGUCCUCCGUGCUGUCAGUGUCGGCCAUGAGCGCAAACGCGUCUACGCUGCAUCACGCAGAGACACGCUCCGUCGUCUCAACCGGUCGUUCGCGGCCACGCAUCAGCCACGAUGACGGCGGCAACACAGUCAUCCAAACCAGCACCACGACCGUGGUGACGCGCAGCGUCAAACGACACGACACCCCAGUGCUGGUGCCCCAGCCACGCCUGGAUCUCGUGGAACCUGUCCGCUCGGAUCAGCCCUUCAUUUCUGAGAAGUUCUCCGCAACGACGUACCGGCCAAAUCGGCUGCGACGGUAUCACAAGGAGGAGUCGAGCGAUCCUGCGUUGAGUCCUCCCCUAGCGUGA